Molecule: messenger RNA, 1809 nt
Organism: Naegleria lovaniensis
Lineage: Eukaryota; Heterolobosea; Eutetramitea; Acrasida; Naegleriidae
Exons: 3
Coding region: 1-1809 (602 amino acids)
Molecular function (GO): oxidoreductase activity, acting on paired donors, with incorporation or reduction of molecular oxygen; monooxygenase activity; heme binding
Source: RefSeq, a predicted model, not a curated record
AUGGUGCGUUCAAAGACAUUACAUGGGAUUCAAAACAACACAAAGAAUGAACCAAGUCGAGUGUUGUUGAUCAAUAAUAACCAAAUACCAACGACGACUUGGAAUGAUCAAAGUCAUUCGUUUCACACUCAAUUGAUUUCACUCCAUCCAUCGACAUCAUCCAAUACUUCGCAAUGUCCAUUCCAUGCGACGAAAUCUGCAUCGACCAUGGUGUCUUCAACUAAUUCAGUUUCUCUCCAAAUGGAUACAUUGAAACCAUCGGUCGAUGAGAAUUUGACCUCCGAAACUCUCAAACACGAUCACUCUCCACAACCUCGUGUGAAAUCUUUUGAAGAAAUUCCUGGACCUAAAGCAUGGCCUUUCAUUGGUCAUUUACUUGAUCUUCUCAAACAUAAGGGAAUUCCAAAUAUUUAUUUUUAUGAAUUGUGUGAACAAUAUGGAGAUAUGGUUCGUCUUAAAAUUCCAGGCGAGAAUAUGUUGAUUGUGUCUCAUCCUGUCAUCAUUGAAGAAUUGGUGAAAAAGGAAGAACGACGUGAAUAUUUAAAGUCGAAUCGAUAUUAUAAGCAACAACAUGAUAUAACGUUGGCUCCUAUUGAAAUGACCUUCUUUGAGGAUUGGCAAGAAAUUAGAAAUCUCUACAAUGUGGCCAUGAAACCUGAAAAUUUAGAAAAAGUCAGUUUACCACAAAUUACUGAACUCAAUGGAGACUUUUUACGGACUCUUGUGAAAAAAUUGAAACGAACUGACAAUGAUGAUGGACUCAAAUAUCGACUUCCGAAUGCCUUUGACGUGACAUCUUUAUAUACUUUCAAAGCAGUGGCUAAAACCUUUUUAGGUGUCAAAGUCACUGAAGAAUUGGAACAACAAAUGCCAUGGACCAUUUACGAAUUUGUCGAACAAGCUGUUCGUGCCACCGAUAUUGCACUCCAACUAGACAACAAACCACCUCUCUAUCAAUACAUUAAAACCAGUGAAUAUAAGGAAAUGGAAUUUUUAAUGGACAAGAUUUACGAUGGAUGUAAACUCUUAAUCAAAAUGUUCGAACAAAAUCCAAAUCCUAAAAUUCCUCGAUUGAAAGAAUUGGUCGAUCAACGAGCUGUUGGAAUGGAACAAGCACAUAAAAAGAGUGAAGGAGUGUUGAGUGCCUUCUUGAAUGGUGGAGUAGAUAUUACAUCACGAAUUAUGGUCAAUCAAAUGUAUCGAUUGGCACAUCAUGUGGAAUAUCAAGAUAAAUUAUUUGAGGAAUUGAAGGGAUUGUUUGGAGAACCUACAACUGAGGAGUUUGAAUCAGAAAAUGGUUUGGAAAUUACUUGGGAAAAGUAUAAAAAGAUGAAACUUGUGAAGAAUUUCUUGGAAGAAACCAUGCGUUUGAAUUCAUUCUCGUAUAUGACAAGUGGCAGAUGGGCCGUACAGGACUUUGAAUUGAAUGGAUAUUUAAUUCCAAAAGACACUCGUAUCUUUAUUAUGAACUAUCAUCCAAGUUUGAAGGAUGAGUUUGUUCCACGUGCUAAAGAAUUCAUUGCAGAGAGACAUGAAAAGGGUCAUCCGUUAGCUCCAAAAUCCAUGUACAGCAGUCUUCCAUUUGGAAUUGGUGCUCGUAAAUGUCCAGGUAGUCGUAUCGCAAGUACUGAAUUACACAUGUCACUCAUCAAUUUGGUCAGACAUUUCAGAUUGACUCAUGAAAAUCCAGAGAAAUUCCCAGAAAGCAGCCAUGAUCAAUCCAUGCUGUACAUUAAUUCAAAGAAUCAUCCCUUGUAUCUCAUUCCAAGAGAUCAUAUGAAACCAAUUUUAGAAAAACAUGUGAAAUAA